ACACAUAACAGUGCGGAAAAAGCAUUUAAUGACACUAAACAUCAACUUCGAGUUUUCGGAUGAUAUUGUACCUUCUGAGUACAGGUUUUCGGGCCGGAUCUAUUCAUAUGUUCAUUUGAACAUAUGAUGAACAUAUGAAUAGGAAAAAGAAAUAAAGAAAAGGAAACAUCGUGGACAAAAGUUCUGUCUUGCUAUUUCGGAAGAUUAUACUAACGUUAACACAUAAGAGAAAAAGUUCUCGUACAGCAAUGUGAGACAGAGGAUUUGACUAGAUUGCUUAUGUCCUGUCGUACAUUUUGAAAGAAACAUCAAAUCGAUAUGUAGUCUGUUUCAAGACUAGACAAGAAAAACAGAUAGUUUAACGGGAGAACAACCGACCGGUUUUCGGGAGAUAUAGGUUCGAUUCCUAUUCUGCUUUAAUGAUCCUCUUGGAAUAGUCUUUCGUACUAUUCAGAGCAUAUCAUUGUGGAUAUUUGAUGAAGUAAGUCGAACGUACACCGAUACGUGGACAAGUGAAAUGAAAGCAAGUCUCUUCUCUCUUCGAAUAAUAUAUCUAACUCACACCCUCACACCCCACCCUUUGACUAAACCGCCUGAUGAGUCCGUGAAAUUCGGACGAAACCGGUCGCGGUAGUCUAUAUUUUGAAACUCACACCCUGAAAGAAAAGUUGUUUUUGUGAUAAUUUCGAUAAGUUUCAAACAACAGCUGCGCAAAAUUGAUACCUCCUUCCUCGGUUAACGUAAGUUUACAUAAGAUAAAACAUGGUAAAAGUAACUUCUUUAUUUUUUAUUUUGUUGUGUUGUUUGCUCAUUUCAUUGGGUUAAAACCCUACGAGUAGAUGAUAACUCACCUUGUGAAACAACAGAAAGUUGCUUUAUUUAUUUUUGUUUUUGCUCACUGAUAACACACGAGCUGAUACGUUGAAAGACUCACAUAAUCUAUAUAUUCAUGGCAACAUCAGAGCUCACCUUUUGAGUCAAGACAAUAAAAAUCUGUCACAGACUCAAGACUCUCCGAGUGUUUUCCAUCUAGUGCCAGAUAUUGUUGCAUCUUUACUGCCCUUGUUCACGUAAGUUGUGUAUUGCAGUUUGACAGGUAAGUUAAAAUGAAUCCGUAUGCAUAUCCAAACAUACAUGUUCUUUUUUUUAAAUUGUCUUAUCACUAGUGAUAAUUCUGUCACACAAACUGAAUGGACUGGUUUCCAGGUAUUUCACAACUGAAAAGUGGCUUUCAGUUGUUUUGUGGAGAUGUGGAAGGAGCAGCACAGACGCAAAAGAAUUUCGUUCGCCAGUGCCCAGGAUUUUCACAGGUGAAAAAUUUGUUGUAUUUUUACUUCCUUUCAAGUAUAAACUUCUUUGAAUUUCAGGUUACUUCUUUGGUUCAGUUAAUUGAUGGAGACGAAGAAGGGGCACUCGAGACUCAAAAACAAUGUUUUGGAACAUUGUCUAACUUUGCAGAUGCUAUUCCAGUUGUCGGCCAUGCGAAAGGUCUUGUUCAUUAUGCCGUUGGUGAUGAAAAGGGUGGUGAUAGAGCUAUGAAAAGUUCUACUCAAACAAUCGAUAGUAUUCCGGUAGUUGGACAUGUUAAAGGUCUUAUUCAUUAUGCUGCUGGUGAUGAAGGUGGUGGUGAAAGAGCUAUGAAAAGUUCUACGCGCACAACAGCUGUGGUUGGUGCUGGGGCGGGAGCCUUCCUUGUUAGUGGACCUAUUGGUGCAGCGGCCGCUGGAGUUGGUGCAGGCGCCGCGAUGGAUGCCGUGUAUACCGCAGCUACUGAUAGACCACACGGUUUAAUAGCUGCGCUGGAUAACUUAGAAAAAACUGGAUCUCCAGGGGAAUUUUUCGAUUCGGGUGUAAUGCAAAUAUUAGGAGAUGCGAGUAUGGGAAUGGUUAGUGGCGACUUAACCAAAAAUAUCCCAGAUAGCCUUCAGUCGAAAAAAGCAACAAAUCAAUACUUUAGUGAAAGCAAAUCGAAAACAUCAGCUGCUGAACAGAAUGCUCAAUCGCUACCUCCAGCUAAACCAAAUACUCAAUCACUAACUCCAGCUGAACAAGUGCAACUAAAAAAUGCUGAAGUGACUAGUUACAAAGCAAAACGGGCGAUGGAUCAUGUUGAUAAGAAUCAACUUAAUUUUAAACAAGAACAACAAUAUUUAGAUAGAAUGAAGACAUUAUAUAAUGAAUAUUCAAUUGCAGAAAGAGGCGUAGGUGAACUGUCUAGUAAGUAA
This is a messenger RNA of Didymodactylos carnosus, 2225 nucleotides long. Lineage: Eukaryota; Metazoa; Rotifera; Eurotatoria; Philodinida; Philodinidae. The record is from the annotation of a GenBank genome assembly.